AUGGGAAAUAAACCAUGGGAGUCGAAGUCAACCACAUUUUCUUCACAGAUAACGGAAAUAUGCCAUCAAAAGUUUAAAACUAUUGGCAAGAAUGGUAAACCAUUGGCUUUUCAAAGUAAUUUAGAGUGGACUGUACUCGCAGGCAUAGUUGCUUGCCAUUUGACAGGUAAUUAUUACAUCUUAUUUUUAUGUAGUGGGCUAAAAUGUCUUCCACAAAGUAAACUUUCCAAGACUGGUGAUUUAAUUCAUGAUAGCCAUGCUGAAACUUUUAUCAUAAAUGAAAUGAAACUAUUAUUAAACUCAGAAUCAAUAUAUCUUUGUUUGAAUGAUACGAAUUAUCCACCAUUUAGAUUAAGAAAUAAUAUUACUUUUCAUAUGUACAUAAGCCAAUCACCCUGUGGAGAUGCAUCAACAACAAGUAUAGCUUUGAAUCAGUCGCCAGAAGAUGCUGAAUUAUACAUUAAUUCAUAUAACAUCAAUAUCGAUUCUCAAAAUUAUGAUAUAAUGAAAAGAAACCAGACCUCUGAAUGUAAUGAUAAAAUUGAAGUUUCUAAGAUGAAAGAUGGAUUUCGGCGGGGUAGAGUUGAUUAUGGAUCUUUUGGGGUCUUGAGAACAAAACCAGGAAGGGUUGAUUCUGAACCAACUUUAUCAAUGUCUUGUAGUGAUAAAAUUGCUCAGUGGAAUGUUGUAGGAUUACAAUCAGCCUUGUUAUCUGAAUUAAUAUCACCAAUUUAUUUAUCAUCUAUUACUGUGGGUGAUAUGUUUUAUAUUGAAGAUUUGAAUAGAGCUUUAUAUGAAAGAAUACAGGGUUUAACAAACCUCCCUAAUGGAUAUUUCUUACACCGGCCUGUUAUAAUUCCUUCUUUAGUGAAAUUUGAAAGAUCAAGAGGUUAUCUAUCUGAACGUUUGCUAAAUAAAGAUUUGAUUCCAUCAAAUAUAGCGACAGUUUGGAUAAAAAAUUCUGAGUCAGCAGAGGUACUUGUGUCUGGGAGAAAGCAAGGAGCAAUUAAAUCCAAAACAACUGGCCUCUAUUUGUCUAAAACUAGUCAAUUUAUAGAGCAAGAAAAAACAUUUACAUAUAAGAUGUUCAAAUCCGCAAGUAAAAAUUAUCAAAUUGCUAAACAAGUAUUGAGAUCACAAAAAUUUCACGAAUGGAUAAAAUGUCCAAGUGAGAUUUAUGAAAAUUUUAAUCUAGAUGGAGAAUUAAUUGAGCAAAGGAUGGCAUAA
Molecule: messenger RNA, 1227 nt
Organism: Dentiscutata heterogama
Lineage: Eukaryota; Fungi; Glomeromycota; Glomeromycetes; Diversisporales; Gigasporaceae
Source: the annotation of a GenBank genome assembly